Mustela erminea (ermine) is the source of this 2332-nucleotide messenger RNA. It is a transcript of the gene P2RX7, whose product is annotated as purinergic receptor P2X 7. The coding region runs from base 129 to 1913 and encodes 594 amino acids. Gene Ontology annotation, molecular function: purinergic nucleotide receptor activity; extracellularly ATP-gated monoatomic cation channel activity; ATP binding. Gene Ontology annotation, cellular component: plasma membrane; nuclear inner membrane. The transcript has 13 exons. The record is from RefSeq and is a predicted model, not a curated record. Gene Ontology annotation, biological process: response to ATP; monoatomic cation transmembrane transport. Lineage: Eukaryota; Metazoa; Chordata; Mammalia; Carnivora; Mustelidae.
AACUCAAACUUAAAGGCUGCGGCUAAGAAUCAGGGAGUCUCAUUUUCCUGUUACUGGUGGAUCUGCUGUGGCUGGUCUGGGGGCGCUGAGCCCUCGUCCAGACCCUGGUGGAGAGUGAGCCUCUCACCAUGUCAGCCUGCUGCAACUGGAAAUGCAUUUUCCAGUAUGAGACAAACAAAGUCCUCCGGAUCCAGAGCGUGAAUUAUGGAAGCAUUAAGUGGAUCCUGCACAUGCUGGUCUUUUCUUACAUCAGCUUUGCUUUGAUCAGUGACAAGCGGUACCAAAAGAAAGAGUCUGUCAUCAGCUCCGUGCACACCAAGGUGAAAGGGAUAGCAGAGGUGAAGGCGGAGCUACUGGAGAAUGGAAUGAAGAAGAUGGUGUUUGAGGUCUUUGACACCGCAGAUUACACCUUCCCCCUGCAGGGAAACUCCUUCUUCGUGAUGACAAACUUUCUCAAGACAGAAGGCCAACAGCAGGGGAAAUGUCCUGACUUUCCCACCAGGAGGACGAUCUGUUCCUCUGACAAGAAUUGUAAAGAGGGACGGAUGGACCCACAGAGCAAAGGGAUCCAGACCGGAAGGUGUGUAGUGUAUAAAGAAAGGCUGAAGACCUGUGAAGUCUCCGCCUGGUGUCCCGUCGAGGAAGUGGGAGAGCCCCCCCGGCCCGCGCUCUUGAACAGUGCCGAAAACUUCACUGUGCUCAUCAAGAAUAACAUCGACUUUCCUGGCCACAACUACACCACGAGAAACAUCUUGCCGGGUAUAAACAUCACUUGUACCUUUCACAAGACUCAGAAUCCACAUUGUCCCAUUUUCCGACUGGGAGAAAUUUUCCAAGAAACAGGAGAUAAUUUUUCAGAAGUGGCAAUUCAGGGAGGGAUCAUGGGCAUUGAGAUCUACUGGGACUGCAACCUGGACAGUUGGUUCCAUCGCUGCCGCCCAAAAUACACCUUCCGUCGCCUUGAUGACAAGACCACCAAUGAGUCCUUGUACCCUGGCUACAACUUCAGAUACGCCAAGUACUACAAGGAAAACAACGUUGAAAAACGAACUCUGAUAAAAGUCUUCGGGAUCCGUUUUGACAUUCUGGUUUUUGGCACCGGAGGAAAAUUUAACAUUAUCCAGUUGGCAGUUUACGUUGGCUCAGUCCUCUCCUACUUUGGUCUGGUCACUGUGAUCAUUGACUUGCUCAUCUGCACUUACUCAAGCGCAUGCUGUCGAUCCCACAUUUAUCCCUCUUUCAAGUGCUGUAAAUACUGUGCAGUCAAUGAAUACUACUACAGGAAGAAGGGGGAGCUCAUUGUGGAGCCAAAGCGGACAUUAAAAUAUGUGUCCUUUGUGGAUGAACCCCACAUCAGGAUGGUGGACCAGCAGCUACUUGGGGAAAGUCUACAAAAUGUCGAAGGUGAAAACAUCCCAAGACCCUCAACGGACUUCACGGACUUGUCCAGGCUGCCCCUGUCUCUCCACGACCCAUCCCCUACUCCUGGGCAACCAGAGGAGAUGCAGCUGCUAAGCAGGGAAGCGACUCCUCUAUCCAGCAACAGCCCAGACUGGUGCCAGUGUGGACACUGCCUCCCGUCCCAGCUCCCCAAGAGCCACAGAUGCCUGGAAGAGCUGUGCUGUCGGAAGAAGCCUGGUGCCUGCAUCACCACCUCGGAGCCCUUCAGGAAGCUUGUCUUGUCCCGACAGGUCCUGCAGUUCCUCCUGCUCUACCAGGAGCCCCUGCUGGUGCUGGAUGACAGUGCCAACAGCCGACUGCGGCACUGUGCCUACAGGUGCUACACCACCUGGCGCUUCGGCUCCCAGGACCUCGCCGACUUUGCCAUCCUGCCCAGCUGCUGCCGCUGGACGAUCCGGAGAGAGUUUCCCAAGAGAGAAGGCCAGUACACCGGCUUCCAGAGUCCUUGCUGAUGGCACAGGGCUGAGCAGGCGUGUUAACGUUUGUUUCCUUUGUUUGCGCCCUGAGCUUGACCUGCAAAGAUCUGUGGCCAAACGUUCAACCAAAGGGAAAUGUGUUUUCUGCUCCUGCAGCUCUAGAUGUGUCAGAGAGCAGAAAUGAACAAACAAACAAACAAACAAACAAACAAACUCAAAUCCCUCAGCAGGGACUGAGUCGAGAGAUUCGGAUCUGUGCCUCAGUUCUGUCCCCAGCAAAUUGUGUGGUCCUUGGCUUUUAACUCUGCGCCGCAGUUGCCCUCCUACCCAACCUGCUAUCCUAACCAAGGGGUCAGGAGGACAAACUCAAGAGAGUGUACAUGAACUUUCUGGUCAAUGCACAAAGAGCUACAUGAAUGUGAAGUGGCUCCUUGUGAGGCCAGACUGGGAUAAGG